UUUAUAUAAUAAAAAUGGAUUGUCUAAAGGAUCCUGUUAAUGAUAGAUAAGUAAAAACACUCAAACCACCUCCUCAUCGUCCUCUUGCAAAAAAUCUAAUGUUUCCAGAUAAAUUAAAGAGUAUGAUAGAUAAAUUCACAAAAAAUUAGAUAAACCUGAUUGGAAAUUGUUAAAAGAUCAUCUUUAAAAAGAGGGUAGAAUAGCUAAAGAGGAAUUAUUUAAAUUAGUAGCAGAUUGCAAUAAAUUAUUGAGUAAACUAACAAUUAAUUUAAUUAUUAGAAAACGAAGGAAAUGUACUUUAUUUGUAAGAUCCACUUACUGUUGUAGGUGAUAUUCAUGGGUAUUUAACUAAUUAAAUUAAGACAAUAUUAUGAUUUACUUAAAUUACUUGAACCAAAGGUUGGAGGAAAUCCUGAAACAACAAAGUAAAAGGAUAUUGUCAAUAAUUUAGAUAUUUAUUUCUCGGAGAUUUUGUUGAUAGAGGAUCUUAUUCAAUUGAAGUAGUGAUAUUACUUUAUGCAAUAAAAAUAAAUUAUCCAAAUACAGUAUAUUUUUUACGUGGGAAUCAUGAAUGUAGAUAACUAACAGCAUUUUUUAAUUUUAAGGAUGAAUGUUAAUAAAUGAUUAAUUUUUAGGUUUGUAUAAAUAUGAUUAAGAAACUUAUGAUAUGUUAAUGGAUUCAUUUGAUUUGUUUCCAUUAUCAUGCAUAAUUAAUUCUAAAUUUAUAGCUGUUCAUGGUGGUAUAUCACCUGAUUUAAAAUCUGUAACUUAUAUAAUGAAUAUUAAAGAUAGAAGAUUUAAAAAAAUUGGAUAGAUAUCAUGAACCUCCUAGAAGUGGAUUAUUUUGUGAUAUUUUAUGGAGUGAUCCUGUAGAUUAAGAUUAAGGAAAUUUGGAUGUAUAAUGGAAAGGUAAUGAAGUUAGAGGAUGCAGUUGGUUUUUUGGGAAUGAAGCUAGUAAUAAAUUUCUAUAAAAAAACAAUCUAAUUAGUAUUAUAAGAGCACAUGAGGUUGUAUAUAAUAUAAUAUAUAUAGGCUCAACUUGAUGGUUAUAAAAUGCAUAGAUGGAAUGGAGGUCAAGAUUUUCCAGUUGUAAUCACAAUAUUUAGUGCUCCAAAUUAUUGUGAUGUUUAUAAUAAUAGAGGAGCUGUGAUUAAAUUUGAAGUAAUUCUCCUUUAAUUAAUCUUUAACGUAGAAUAAUACUUUGAAUAUUCAACAAUUUUAGUAUACUCCUCAUCCUUAUUUGUUACCUAAUUUUAUGGAUAUCUUUACAUGGUCCAUUCCAUUUGUAGCAGAAAAAAUUACAGAAAUGUUAUAUAAUUUAAUUUAAGCAGGAGAUUAAGGUGAUGAUGAUGAUGAUGUAAAUUAAGAAGAUAUUGAACAAUUUAAAAUCUUAACAUAAUAAAAUAAACAAUUUAACAAAUAAUAAUCUACAGGUAGUACUGGCAAAAGUAUAUCUAUAAUUAAUAUAAGGUACUGAAAAAUUAAAAAACAAAUUAAAGUUUGUUGCUACUAUGAUGAAGAUGUAAAAAACACUUAGAGAAUAAAGUGAAAGUAUUAUGAAAUUAAAAGGCGCAUGUCCUGAUAAAAGAUUACCAAAAGGAAUAUUAUCAGCUGGUAAAACAGCUAUUACUGAUGGUAUUCUAUUUCUUAUACUAACAAUCUUUAAGCACUCGCUGAUUUCAAUUUCGCAAAAACUGCUGACAUAGUUAAUGAAAAAAUGCCCUCAUAAGCUUAAAUACCUCAAUAAUCUGUGUCAAUUAAGAAACCGAGUAAUACUGUCUAAAACAAAAAGAAAUGAG
Paramecium sonneborni is the source of this 1799-nucleotide messenger RNA. NCBI's taxonomy places the organism in Eukaryota, Ciliophora, Oligohymenophorea, Peniculida, Parameciidae. The record is from the annotation of a GenBank genome assembly.